Molecule: messenger RNA, 2322 nt
Organism: Cavia porcellus (domestic guinea pig)
Lineage: Eukaryota; Metazoa; Chordata; Mammalia; Rodentia; Caviidae
Gene: Tctn2
Product: tectonic family member 2
Exons: 18
Coding region: 106-2253 (715 amino acids)
Biological process (GO): smoothened signaling pathway; cilium assembly; protein localization to ciliary transition zone
Cellular component (GO): MKS complex
Source: RefSeq, a predicted model, not a curated record
AUAGUCGCGGGAGUGCGCGUGGCAAGAUGGCUGCCUCAGCAUGGCGACGGUUGAGUUUUUUCUCCCGGGCCUGUCGCGGCUUCUAGGGCGCACGCGGUUGGCGGCAUGGACUUUCUGCCGCCGAAUCCUCUUCUACCGGGGCUCCUUCUGCUGGGCUUCCUGGGGCCGCUGCGGGGAGACCUGGUAUUCAUCCCUCCCUUCAUCCGAAUGUCCGGCCCUGAGGUCAGUGCGAUCCUGGUCGGAGACACCGAGAAUGUGACCGUGUCCCUGGCCCCGCUGCAAGUCGAGGCAGGUGUACUUCCCGUUCCCACUUGUGGACAGCUGAGCAAUGAGACAGGAGAUUGGAGUGUGACUGUGACCCCCACUGUGGGUGCGUCGGAGGUGACAGUGAGGCUGACGAGGUGGCCGCAACAGUGUGUCUCCAACGCGUCCGAGCCCCUGGCAGAGGCCCCGUGCCUGCUCCGGACUCUGCUGCUCUCGGCUGCGCGCGGCCCCGCCUGUGCCGCGCACCUGCUCAUCCGGGCGGAGCUCUACAGCCUGGCCGCCCCUCCGGGCAGCCGCGCAUCAGAGAACGUGACAGUCAUCCCCGACCAGGUGUAUCAGCCGCUCGGUCCUUGUCCUUGCAACUUGACAGCUGGGGCCUGUGAUGUUCGCUGCUGCUGUGACCAGGACUGCUCUGUGGAUGCAAGGCGGCUGUUCCAAGGUGCCUGUCUCCCGGGCGUGUUUGGGGGUGAGGUCAGCCCUCCCUUUGACCAGCUGUGCACGGCGCAGACCGAAAGCCCCAGGCCCGACUGGUUCCCCCUGCUGUGUGUGCAGUCAUCGCUCGACAACUCGCCCUUCCUCGGCCUCUUCUACCAUGGCGCCGUGUCCCUGAGCCAGCGCCCUGGCUUCGAAGCCUCUCUGCACUCUGUCCCCAGACUCUCUCCACACUCUGGCUACAGACAGGGGGACCCGAUCAGGACCACGGAGAAGGAGGUGUAUUUUACUGUGCCGCAGGUGUCGCUGGCUGGGCAGUGCGUGCUCGAUGCCCCCGUGGCCUUCCUGCAGAGCUUCAGCGCGGAAUGCACCACUCCUCUGGACGCCUACCGAGAGCGGGGUGAUGGGGGCCUCCCCAAGGUCCAGGGCGGCGCUGCCGGAGCCCCGGUUACGCCCCUGGUGACCUACGAGCAAGCAGCCAACCCAGGCAGAUUCCUCCCCGACACAGAAGUGCUUCUGAGCCGCUCCUCGGCCCCCAGAAGGGUGACUGUGGAAGAACAUUACGUUUUCAGGUGGGACAACAAUACAGUCACAGAAAUCAGUGUCAGAAUCGUGCAGGCGGAAAUCAGCGCCCACCAGAAAGGAAUACUGACGCAGAGAUUCACAGUGAAGUUUUUAAACCGGAACAGUGCUAACGAGAAGGAACUCUCUGGAAACCCAGGUUACCAGCUUGGCAAGCCGGUCCGAGCCCUGAAUGCCAACGCCACGAGUAACGCUACCACGCUCUACGUUUGGCAGCCAGCUGGGAGGAGUUUGUGCACCUCUGCAUCUUUCAGGCCUGUUCUAUUUGGAGAGAACGUGCAGUCCGGCUGCCUCUUAGAGAUCGGGAUCAGCGAAAACUGCACUCGUCUCCGGGAGAGCGCAGCCGAGAGGCUGGCUUCUUUAGUACAAGCAACACACGUCGCAGCGCGAGGCAACUCUGACUACAGCGACCUGACCGAAGGCUGGCUGGAGAUCCUGCGCGGAGAUCCCCCCAACACCAGUGUGGACCCGGCUGCCAGCGUCGCCCGUGGCAUCUGCCUGGCCGUUCCUGCCCAGCUGCACAUCCGCAUCCUCUUCUCGGAUGCCGGCGCUGUGGAGGGCAUCGUGCAGCAGGAGAUCCUGGGCAUGGAGACCAGGUUCUUCACUGCAGACUGGCAGUACCAGUGCGGGCUGACAUGCGAGGAUAAGGCUGACCUCUUCCCUGUCAGUGCCUCUGUCCGCUUUAUCAAAGUACCUGCCCAGCUGCCCCGCCCCCGCACAAGAUUCCAGAUCAAUUUCACUGAGUAUGACUGCAACAGAAAUGAUGUAUGUUGGCCACAACUUCUCUAUCCAUGGACCCAUUAUUAUCAAGUGAGACCGCUUAUUAUUGCUUUCAGGGGAACCUUACUCACAGUGUGUGGCCAAGGGUUUGCUGCUGGUAUCGCUCCUCUUGCUGGCCGUGUUCCUCAGCAGUCCCUGGGCAGGGGUGUGCAGGGCCCGGCAUCCAGCUGCGGUCUUCCAUUAGGCCUUCCUUGAGCACCUUUACUCCAGUGACCCCUGUGCCUCUGUCAUACUUUAAUAAAUGAAGUCUUAUUUUCAUAGAAA